This is a messenger RNA of Camponotus floridanus (Florida carpenter ant), 2006 nucleotides long. RefSeq names its product synaptotagmin-1. The record is from RefSeq and is a predicted model, not a curated record. Gene Ontology annotation, molecular function: calcium ion binding; clathrin binding; syntaxin binding. NCBI's taxonomy places the organism in Eukaryota, Metazoa, Arthropoda, Insecta, Hymenoptera, Formicidae. Gene Ontology annotation, biological process: cellular response to calcium ion; regulation of calcium ion-dependent exocytosis; calcium-ion regulated exocytosis. Bases 369 to 1760 code for a protein of 463 amino acids. The transcript has 8 exons.
UAUAUUUUUUGUGCACAUGCAAACAAAUUGAUAGGAAAACUUUUCGAAUCAUACGCAAGACGCAUUCUUUAUCCUAUUAUUCAAGGUCGCUCGAUGAUCCCUUGUAGAUGCUCAUAUAUGGACGCAGGCGCACAGAAACGCUUUUCUGGGGGUGAGUUACAAGGUGAAAGAGAGUGUACGUAUGUAUAUAUGUAGCUGUGGACGAUCGUGAAGUAGACGUGACGAAUUGCUUUCUGAAACUAUUGACACGAUGUCCUUAUUGUGAUUUAUCGGAGGAAUAGCCUUCGCUUAUUAGCCUUUCGUUCCAGGUGAAUGAGAAAAUAAUGUAACGUUGCAGGGACGACCUGGGAUACAGGGUCAUAAUUAAGAUGGAUGUUCAUGGUGCUGGAGUUGUCGCCGUUUUGGGCACAGUUGGAGCUGCUACCGGAGCAAUUUCGGCAGUGAUUGUCUACACUAUUUGUGCGCGUCGCCGACGAUUGCUUACUUCGGUCGGAGGACCACUUAAUUGGUUUGAAAAGGAUUUACUGGACAGAGCGGAGGAGGCAGCCAGAUCGUCAAAGGAUGUUUUGGUUGGUGUCGCGCUUUCGCGGGAUAAUAAAAUUAGACGUAGCGAUAGUCACUCUGAUGACGACGAAUGGCAAUCCGAUCAUGUAUUUGACAGCAUUGCCAGUGAUUCUCCUAGAAGAAUUAUGCAACACCUCUCGGAAUCGGAUGAUAUCCCUCCGUCUCCGAUGAGUCCGCUCGCGCCACCUCUUCCAGAAGGUGCAGUGGUUGCAUCAGAGAAGCGCAUGGUGAUCGUCAGACCACCACCGCGAAGUAUAGAUGGAUCUCAAUCCCGAUUAAAUAGUGUCGAAAUCGUCGAGUCAACUCGACGACACAAGCUCUCCUCAUCCUCUUCGACCUCAUCGUCCGACGAAAUCAGAGGUGAAUUAAAAUUGGGAUUGAUCUACGAUGCUACCGCUGGAAUACUUACUGUGAGACUUAUCGAGGCACACGAUCUUCGUGCCCGGGAAUUGAGCGGGAUCGCGGACCCUUAUGCUAAAAUACGUCUGCUGCCUGAUCGAAGCAACGUAUGGCAAACUACGAUACACAGGCGUACUCUGAAUCCCGUAUUCGACGAGGACUUUGUCUUCGAAAUAACACCUCCAUCGUCAUUAUCCGGGAGGACGUUAGAAAUCUUGCUCUAUGAUUUCGAUGCGUUCACACGACACCGAGGUUUGGGUUACGUGCAACUUCCUCUAUGCUCCGUGCCGGAUCUUGGUGCAAACUUGAUCACGAUCACAAAACCAGUUCUACGAUACGGGGUGGAGGGCGGUUUUAAAGCACCACCUCUAGGAGAACUAAUGGUUUCCAUCUCAUAUCAGCUGUCUCUAGAGAAACUAACAAUUAUUGUCGUAAGGGCGAGAAAUUUACCCGUUCUCGACGAUCCCGCAAACGCAAAUUCAUAUGUAAAGGUAUCACUCAUGCAGGAUGGUAAGAGUCUUAAGAAGAAAAAAUCGGGUAUACAGCGUGAGACCACCAGUCCCGUAUGGAACGAUAUCCUUAACUUUGACAUCAGUAGCGAUGUGUUGUCGAAGUGUGUCUUACAAUUCUCCGUAUUGCGAGCCAAUGGUGAUCUCUUGGCCAAAUGCGAGGUAUCCGGUUCGUGCCAAAAAGAAUUGUUUCAGCGUGUAUUAUCCGGCAAAGGUGCGUCAGCGCAAUGGUUACCCUUGUCGGAACCAGAAGCACAGCACAGCGAUAACGGCGAAUUGAAAGAUUAAGAAGAAAGUCGUUAAAAUAUAAUUAAAAUCUAUGAAAAUGCAUCGUAUAUCAUAUUAAUUGUUUUCAAAUGUAUAAUGAAACGCUUUCGCGAAAGCGUUCCAUCUCUCCUAUUCUUGAAUUGGAUAAACAAAGCGGUUCAAUAUUAGCCAAGUAAACGCCGACUCCAAUAUAAUACCUUUAGAAAAUGAUGCAAAUUGAUGCGCUGGCGCCGUAUAAUUAGUCAUGACUUGUGUAUUAUUAUUAAU